AUGUCCGAUAACGAUUUGAUAAUUUUAUUUCAAUCAAUUGGCUUGUCAGAACAACGAGCCAAAGAUACUGCAAAAAAUAAGAAAUUGGCACCAACUUUACAAACCACGAUCGUGGAAGCUGGUGUUAAUGAAACCGGUUGUGAUAAAUCUGUCGGUGCUUUACUUUAUACUCUCGCCUCUACUAUUACUAAAGAUGCAAAUUCACAUUUGAGUUACAUUGCACGCGCGAUAAUUGACAAAAGGUUAAAAUCUGCGGAUCAGAUUGCUGCCGCUAUAAAGUAUGUCGAGAAUGCGGGAGACGAAUUAGUUGAUACCGAAUUUGACAAUGCAUGUGGAGUUGGCAUUGUGAUCACACCAGAACAGAUCACAAGUGCAAUAUCCACCUUUUUAGAGUCUAAAAAGGAUCUGCUCGUAAAAGAUCGGUACAAAUUGCUUGGAUCAUUGUUGGCCCAGGCGAGACAGACUCCGGAGUUGAGAUGGGUCAAUGGUGCUGACGUCAAAGAGGAAUUGGAAAAACAGGUUGUCGCAUUGAUUGGUCCUAAAGAUGAGAGAGAUAUGCCCAAAAAGAAUAAGGAUACUAAAAACGAUCAGAAAAAGGCGGAAAUUAAUGCUAUGAAAGUUUCAGGUUUUGGUUCAAAUAAAUCUAAUCAGAAUAGUAUUCCUAAUAUGUUUUUGGAAGGAGAAUUAGCCAAAUUACAUAAGCCUGGAGGUAACAAACAAAUAAAACCUGAAUUAAUGGAACAGCAUUUAAAGGAAACUGGUGGCAAAGUUCUUACACGAUUCCCCCCGGAGCCAAAUGGUUUUUUGCACAUUGGUCAUGCAAAAGCAAUCAAUGUGAACUUUGGAUACGCAAAAGCUCAUAAUGGAUUAUGUUAUCUCAGAUACGAUGACACAAACCCAGAAGCCGAAGAAGAACAUUAUUUUACCUCCAUUAAGGAGGCUGUGGAAUGGUUGGGAUUUUCUCCAUGGAAAAUCUCCUAUUCCUCAGAUUAUUUUGAUAAACUUUAUGAAUUGGCGAUUGAAUUAAUAAAACGUGACAAAGCUUACGCGUGUAGUUGUACACCUGAAGAGAUGCAUGAAAUGCGUGGAGGUGAUGAUGGUGGUGAACGUAAAGAAUGCGCACAUCGUAAUCGACCAAUCGAAGAAUCUUUGAUUGAAUUUAAAAGGAUGAAAGAAGGUCGUUAUAAGGAAGGUGAAGUUAUUAUUCGUAUGAAGAUGGAUAUGCAAAGUGGAAAUCCUCAAUUUUGGGAUUUAGUCGCAUACCGCGUUUUAUAUACCCCACAUCAUAGAACCGGUGAUAAAUGGUGUAUUUACCCGACUUAUGAUUAUACGCAUUGUCUGUGCGAUUCAUUUGAAAAUAUCACACAUUCACUUUGUACUCUCGAGUUUCGCAUGUCACGUGAAUCAUAUUACUGGCUUUGUGAUGCUCUUGAAGUCUACAAGCCUGUUCAAUUCGAAUAUAAUAGGUUAAAUAUUAAUAAUACCAUAAUGUCGAAACGAAAAAUCGCCAAACUUGUUAAUGAAGGAUAUGUUAAAGGAUGGGAUGAUCCAAGAUUAUAUACUUUGCCAGCAUUGCGUAGGCGUGGAGUUCCUCCUGAGGCAAUUAAUGGAUUCGUUCAAGAUCUUGGUGUUACUACAUCGAAUUCUACGAUUCAAGUGACACGUUUUGAUAAAUAUGUUCGUGAUUAUCUUGAUUUUCACGUACCAAGGUUGAUGGUAAUUGUGGAUCCAAUCAAAGUAGUCAUUGAAAAUUUACCGGAUGAUUAUUUAGAAGAAUUAACAGUUCCUUUCAAACCAAAAGAUCCUUCCAUGGACGAUCAUGUUGUUCCAUUUAGUAAGAUAGUUUAUAUUGAUAAAUCAGAUUUUCGUGAACAACAUUCUCCAGAUUAUUUCCGACUUGCUGUUGGUAAAACGGUAGGGUUACUAUAUGUAAAGCAUUGUAUUACGUGUACUGACGUCAAAAAAGAUUCGGAAGGAAAUAUUGAAUAUUUAAUUUGUCGUUAUGAAAAUGGACCAGAUAUUAAGAAAUCUAAAACGUAUAUUCAAUGGGUAUCAGAAUCAACAAAACAUCAAUCACCUAUUCGUUUAAAUGAGAUUAGAAUUUAUAAUAAUUUCUUUAUGUCAGAAAAUCCUUCAGCACAUCCGGAAGGUUUCCUAAAAGAUAUCAAUCCCAAUAGUUUAGAAAUAGCUACAAAUUCUUUAAUUGAAAUUGGAUUACAUCGGAUCAUUUCAAAAGUCUUUGAAAAAUCAGAGAAAAAAGAGUUUGAAGCAGUUAGAUUUCAAGCUAUUCGCGUUGGAUAUUUUUGUAUUGAUAAAGAUUCUUUUAUCGAUGAAAAAAAUGAAACAAAGAAUAAAUUAAUUCUUAAUAAGAUA
Funneliformis caledonium is the source of this 2373-nucleotide messenger RNA. NCBI's taxonomy places the organism in Eukaryota, Fungi, Glomeromycota, Glomeromycetes, Glomerales, Glomeraceae. The record is from the annotation of a GenBank genome assembly.